AUGGUACGUGGAAAGAAGAGCGCACCGGAGUGUCAGGACCCUGAAACCAAGGACCGAUGUUUCUGGACACUGGACGAUGAAACACACCUCAUCCAAUACAUCGCUACCCACCGAGCUAAGGGUGGUAACGGAAUGAACUUUGACAAGACCUUCUGGACCUCUGCUUCUAAUGAGACAUCUAAACAUACCACACAAGGUGCGCCGAAGACAAUUGAUGCAUGCCAAUCGAAAUGGGUGCGGCUCCGUAGCACGUUUGGUGUUGUAGACUCAAUUGCGACCUAUUCUGGAUGGGAGUACAGUCUGGAGCAUGGCGCCAACAUCACAGCUGAAUCUGAGACGGUAUGGACUGACUACAUGGGCUCAUCGAAAGGAUCUGCACGGGUACGGGUAACCCGCGCGGGUCACGGGUACGGGUACUACUGGGGUACGGGUACGGGUUGGGAUUCUAAGACCCGCGCUCUUACCCCGGACGCCAUACUUCCCGCGUGCACGCUACAACCGGCACCACCACCAACACCGGCACCUAACGCGCCUUCCCAAGUCCACCAACUCCACGUUCACAGCGCGCGCGCCCGAAACGCGUCAACAAGUGUUGACGCGAUGCAAACACACGCGGACGACACGCGAAGACGAAAGGACAAGAGAAUCGAGGAAGGGAGAAGGGAUGGUAUAGAGAUGAAGGAGGAAAGAGGAACUCGAGGAGACGAGACUUUGGGCACGCUGAAAGUGAGUACUCACAUUGAAGACUCUACCCCCAGCAACAACGACGAUGUCAUACGCGUCACGUCGCCAGCGCCUAUCUUUGUGCGCCCAGCACUCACACCACCACCAGCUUUCACGCCAACGCCACCAUCCACGACGCCAACGCCACCCACCAUCCACGAUGCCGACGCCACCAUCCUCGACGCCAAUGCCACCAUCCACGACACCAACCGCCUCCACUCCUCCUUCUUGUGCCAUCCACAUAUGUUCGAGUCACGUCAGCAUUCGCUGACGUGUGCUGGACAUAUGUGCUAA
This is a messenger RNA of Suillus plorans, 1017 nucleotides long. RefSeq lists its product as uncharacterized. The transcript has 4 exons. The coding region runs from base 1 to 1017 and encodes 338 amino acids. NCBI's taxonomy places the organism in Eukaryota, Fungi, Basidiomycota, Agaricomycetes, Boletales, Suillaceae. The record is from RefSeq and is a predicted model, not a curated record.